Molecule: messenger RNA, 1700 nt
Organism: Nymphaea colorata (pocket water lily)
Lineage: Eukaryota; Viridiplantae; Streptophyta; Magnoliopsida; Nymphaeales; Nymphaeaceae
Product: pentatricopeptide repeat-containing protein At5g09450, mitochondrial-like
Exons: 3
Coding region: 189-1457 (422 amino acids)
Cellular component (GO): mitochondrion
Molecular function (GO): protein binding
Source: RefSeq, a predicted model, not a curated record
UGAGAAGGAGGUUGGACUUGAAAACCACGGAUUUCAGCAGAUCGGAGAUAUACGGUAAGUGAAAUUUGACUUGAGUGAUCCCACGAAUCGAAUCCGGUUCAUACACAGGUAGAAUCACCCAUUCGGUACCUUGAAUCGGAGAAAGCCUGAAAUCAGGAAACGCUUCCCCAUCUCGACCACUGGGAACCAUGGUGGCGGCCUUCCGUCAUGGACUCGCUUCCUUACUGCUGAGAGCCUCUCGAUAUGGGAAACUUGUGCAGCGAGAUCAUGGGACUCUUCCUUUUCUCAGACGAGGGAGCGUGUUCUCUCUUCCGCCUAGAGGGACUUUCGCCGCUUUCAGGAGCAGCGAGAUUGUCACAGAGGAGAAGGAAGACUCCGUGUCCGCGUCGGCGGACAACAAUGGCGAGGACGAUCUGAGAAGAAGGGUUUUUCAGUUGGGAACUCCUAGGCGGAGUGCGGCCGCUGCCAUCGAGAAGUGGAUUGCCGAAGGCGGCACCGUCGAGCAAUCGGAGCUCCGAGGGAUAGUAAAGCAGCUCGCCAGAAGCCGUCGUUAUAAGCACGCCCUUGAGAUAUUGGAGUGGAUGGGGAAACAUCAUGAAUACACAUUAUCAGCUGGAGACUACGCCGAUCAAAUUGACUUGAUUACUAAAGUCCAUGGCAUUGAUGCUGCUGAAAGGUACUUUGAGGCUCUGUCCCCAGCACAAAUAACGUGUGCCAGCUACACUGCACUACUUCAUUCUUAUGCUUCGGCAAAGCUUACUGAAAAGGCUGAGGUGCUCUUUGACAAGAUGAAGAAAUCAAACUCAACAUUGAGUAUACUCCCCUACAAUGAAAUGAUGACACUGUACAUGUCAAAAUCUAGGUAUGAUAAAAUUUCUGCUCUUGUUGAAGAGUUGAGUGAUAAGCAGAUUUCACCGGACCUGUUCACAUACAACCUCUGGAUAAGUGCGUGUGCAGCUACCUUGGAUAUCAAUAGCAUAAGGAGAAUCCUGGAUAAAAUGAGUUGUGACCCUAACUUCAGUGAUGGUUGGAAAAUGUACGUGAGACUAGUCAAUAUUUAUAUUACUGCUGGCCGCCUUGAGAAUACAGAGAAUACUAUUGUUGAAACUGAUAAGAAAAUUACUCAGAGGGAGUGGAUUACAUAUGAUUUUCUUAUUAUCCUUUAUGCUGGUUUAGGAAACGGUGAAAUGAUUUCUCAAAUAUGGAAGUCGUUGAAGAUGAUUUCGCAGAAAAUGACCGGUAGAAAUUAUGUUAGUAUUCUUUCUUCACUUAUCAUGCUUGGACGGACAAAACAAGCAGCACAGAUCAUUGAUGAAUGGAAGCGAUCUACAGCACCAUGUUAUGACGUAUCCUUGACGAAUAGGCUGCUGGAUGCAUUUGCUCAAGCUGGCCUAAGUGGGCAUGCAACAUUGCUCCAUCGAAUGUUGUCAGAGAAAGAUUUGCAGCCUCGAUAUUGAACAUCGUCAACAUCGAAAGCUAAUGAUGUUGUUGAUCAGCUGUUAAAAAUCGAUAUUAUUGUAAUUCAAUGAUAACAGAGAACAAAUUUUCCAAGAGAAAACGUUGGGUACUCUUUCCAAUAGUGUUCUGUAAUUUUGACUAGGCACUUCCAAUAUCUUCGCUAUUUUGGCUAAUAAAGGUUCAGGGCCGUACCCCGCCAGGCAGUUUACCUGACUGGGCAGUUCUCCGGUGGCCCUUUUGAA